This is a messenger RNA of Gilbertella persicaria, 486 nucleotides long. RefSeq lists its product as uncharacterized. The record is from RefSeq and is a predicted model, not a curated record. The coding region runs from base 1 to 486 and encodes 161 amino acids. Lineage: Eukaryota; Fungi; Mucoromycota; Mucoromycetes; Mucorales; Choanephoraceae. The transcript has a single exon.
AUGAUAAAAUACUUUACCUUCCUUUUAUUUCUGUUUGCUGGCCAAUGCUUGGGUCAACUGGGCACUCAAAUCAAUUAUCCUGUCUCGAAUGAUACAGUUCAGCCUGGUCAAAAAGUAGAUAUUGCUUAUGGCUAUCAAAACAUGGGUAAUGGGACUUAUAAAGUGGAUGUGGAUCUAUGGCAAGAUAGCGCUUUGUCCAUCUUGGCUCAAAACAUUGCUCAAAACGUAUCUGUCACAGGAGGCAAUUCAACAGGGACUCAACUUGCUUUCUAUUUGAACUCGACUUAUGGAUGGACUGUGCCUCAUGGACUGAACAGCACUGUCUAUUUAACCGUAACCACAAAAGCAGAUUUAGCUUAUUCAAGUGUGGAUAUUAGUAUGCGGUCCAGAGGAAUUGUACUUCAUGUGAACAGUGGUUAUCAACAUAUGCCCCAACAAUUCAGUCUUUUUGCUUUUGUUAUGAUUGUUCUUUGUUUCUUAUUGUAA